This is a messenger RNA of Amphibalanus amphitrite, 4452 nucleotides long. RefSeq lists its product as uncharacterized. The coding region runs from base 130 to 3348 and encodes 1072 amino acids. The transcript is spliced from 24 exons. The record is from RefSeq and is a predicted model, not a curated record. NCBI's taxonomy places the organism in Eukaryota, Metazoa, Arthropoda, Thecostraca, Balanomorpha, Balanidae.
GUUUUCACCGUCGUCCCUUAAAAUCGCUGGCAAUCUGCUUUGAGAAACGAUAUUGGCACCUAGAGACCUGCCACUGCUGCACCUGGAGGCGGGGAAGCUGUCUAGGACUUGGCAGAUGCUCUGUCCAGCAUGCUUGGUGACGAGUUGCCAGAGGUCAAACAGGAGGUCGCGUCUGUACAUUCAGACGACGCCGAGCGGGACGAAACUCCGGCCGACUCAUCGCCCCAAUCAGAGGCUCCAGACGAUGACCAGAUGGACGUUGAAGACGACGCGGGAGUUGGCGAUAUAAAGGUUGAGCCGGAGAGUGAGCUGGAAGAUGAAUCAGGGGAUGAUUCAGGGGAAGAUCCGGAGUAUGAGCCGGAGGAAGAGGAGGAGUCCGGGCGGCGUGUCACUGGCUCCGGAAUGCGGCUCCGGAGACAGGCACGACGUCCGGGCACUCAGUACUCGGAUUUCUGUUACGACUCGUCGGCCGUAGCUCCGCCGUCCCCCGUGCAGCAGCGGCGGCGGCCCGACCGACCCCCGGGCUCCAGACGCCCCCCGCGCCGCAGGAGUCGACCCUCCCCGGAAUCGGUCGGUUUCCGGACGAGCGAGGGUCGGCGCUCCGGCAGUCUGAUCUACAUCGGCGACGACGGCUUCAUCUACAACAAGCGGCACCUGCUCCGCGGCACGAUAUAUCUACGCUGUCGCAGGACGCUAACGUCCAAGGACAGGUGCCCUGGCAGCGGCCGCAUCUCUGGUGACCGGCUGAUUACCACCACAUCUCACAACCACCCGGCCGACCCCCGCACGGUGCAGGCGGCCGAUAUGGCUGUCAAGAUGCGGGAGCUGCUAGACCGCGAGGGACACCGUCUCACCAACCGGGAGAUAUUCGAUAAGAUCCAGGCCGAGGCGGGACCGGACGCGCCGGCCCUGCCUCUCAAUUCCACGCUUCAAAUGAUUGGACGGCAUCGCCGGCGAGUGGAGGAGCGCCAGGGAACAGCGCCGAUCGGCGAGGGCGAUCUCAUCUUAAUGGACGGCCAGCUAGCCGCGGACGCCACCGGACCGUCCUCUCCCUCAGCUGUCCCCGACACCCAACCGACGUCCCACGAGGAGACGCGAGACCCGCUGGCGGCUUCAGAAACGGGCGACGCGGCUAAAGCUGCCAAACUCAGGGCCUCUCGUCGGAAGCGGCAGAGGACUCAGCUGCUGCGGAAGCUGGCCACGGCAGGGGGACAGACGGGCACCGUGAUGGGUUUCCGGGUCACGGAGGGUCGCCGCGCCGGCAGCAGGAAAAUCGUCUCCGACGACGGCCACGUGUACAUGCCCAAGCAGCGCCUUAGUACGUUCACCUAUCUGAGGUGUGUGAAGGUGCGGUCGUGUAAUGGCUCUGCCCGGAUCUUCGGUACCGAGCUCACCACCUUACUUCCUCACAGCCACCCGCCGGAGACGGUCGACACAGAGAUACAGGCCGCCGAUAUGAUUGUCAAGAUGCGGGAGCUGGUAGACCGCGAAGGAGACCAUCUCACCAACCGGGAGAUAUUCGAGAAGGUGCAGGCCGAGGCGGGGCCGGACGCCCCGACGCUGUGUUUCGGCACCGUGCGGCAGAUGCUGGUCCGACAUCGAAAGCGGUUAGAGGAACGCCAGGGAGCGGCGCUGACCGGCGGGGAAGGCGCGGAAGGCCAGCCAGCCACGGACGGCGACGGAACGUCCAGUCCCUCCGCAGCUGGUGAAUCGAAUGCUGCGCGGGUCUCGGCCUCUCGUCGGGGCCGGAGAAGCCUGCCAGCGCGGCCGCCCGCAGAAGCUCGCCGUGUGAUGGGUUUCCGGAUCGUGGAGGGUCGUCGCGCCGGCACGCGGAAGUUCAUCGCUGACGACGGGCACGUGUAUUCGCCCAGGCAGCGGACCGGAGCCGUCACCUUCCUCAGGUGUGUUCAGGCUACGAAGUCGGCCCAGUGCAGUGGCUCUGCCCGGACCAGCGGUACAGAGCUCACUACCUGUCGGCCACAUAACCAUCCCCCGGAAACGGUCGGCAAGGAACUGGAGGCGAUGGCCGCGGCGAACCGACUGCGCCAGAUGGCCAAUACGGACGGCGGGCAGCGCUCCAACCUGGACAUCUACCGUGCGGCCGUGGCGGACGCGGGGGGCCCCUCGCUCUCCUACUCCUCCGUACAACAGAUGUUGCGCCGGCACCGGCGGCGGGCCAAGGCGCCGGCGCUGCCGCUGACCCCAGCCGACGCCGUGGAGGCCCUGUCGGCCGCAGGGGAGAUGCAGAGGCGACACCACGCCUUCAGUCUGUGUGUCGGAGAGGAGACUGCUAUCGCGUUCCACAUGCCUUCUGUGCUGGACUCUGCGGCCGACAGCUCCGAGCCGCUGGAGCUCCAGGCUGAGGUACUCCGCCGGUUCGUACCGCGUCUCUUCACCCAGCUUCUAGUGGUACUGGUCAGCUGUGGACCCGGGCCCCGGCAGCCCGGCUGGUACGUCCUGAUGACGAGCUCAGCUUGGUCUCUGUACGAGCAGCUACUGAGGAGGAUGGCGGAGCGGCUGGGCCGGCCGGCCGUACGGCUGGUGGUGCCGGACAGUGAGACGGAGCUCCGGGAGGCGGCGGCCGCUGUCUGGCCGGCCGUGCCCCGCGAGAGCUGCUGGCUGCACUACGCGCGAGCCGUCCUGGAGAAGCUCCGCGCCUGUGACCUCCAGGCCGCGUACACCCGGUCCCAGGGAGACACGGAGCUCGGCCGGUGGGCCCGCAGCCUGCUCAUUAUGCCCAUGGUGGCAGAGAGACACCUGGAAGUGGCCUGGGGCCACCUGCUGUACAACGCGCCCGCUGAGCCGCUGGAGUCCCAGCCCGGCACCGUCCGCCUGACGCAGUACCUACAGCAGCGCUGGCGUUCAGUUCCGGCCGACCGGCUCUCGGAGCUCGACUCGCCCUCUCUGAGCUCUACCACGGACGUCCAGGGGCUCUACACGGAGCUGCAGGGCCAGAUCCUCAUCGAACACCCGCUCUUCUGGAUGUUCGUCCGGCAUAUUAACGCGGUAAUAGACCGCGCCGGCCGGUCGGGCUCUCCGCACGCCGCCGCCGACCCGGACCCUGCCCGCGAGGGACUCCGGCAGCUCUCGUUCGCUGUGGACCAGGGACUCUGCACGCUGGACGCCUAUCUGGACGCAGCUGCCGUGCUGUUCGCGGCGCGGAUAGAGGCUCUGGAGAGGAUGGUCUUUGGACAAGUGGGUCCGGUGUGGAGAGGAGUGGGUGCGGUGAGGAGCUGGACUCUGGUGACGACCCAGCUCCGCAGCUCGGUGUGGCGGCAGCGGCGGCGGCCGCCGCGGCCGCAGUCUGCCGGGCCAGGGGCGAGGAGCACGCCCGACCCGUGGAGCUGACACCGGCGCCGACAUCGGAGUGUCGUAUGUGCCUGCGGCCGUGGCGUGCCGUCCGCCGGGCCGCUGCUCGGCCCUGUGGCCACACCGGCGCCUGUGCCGCAUGUCUGAGACAAAUCCACGAGGAGGGAGACGGACUGUGUCCCUUCUGCAAGAUGCCGUUCACGGGGCCGCCCAUAGAGGUGGACGCCUGAGGUGGACGCGUGUGGAGGUGGGUGGACGCGGGAGGUGGACACAGGUGGACACGUAUAGAGGACGUGGGUGGACACAGGAGGUGGACGCAUGUGGACACGUGUGGAGGACGUGGGUGGACACGGGAGGUGGACGCAUGUGGACACGUGUGGAGGACGUGGGUGGACACGGGUGGACACAUCAUGUGGACACGUGUGGAGGACGUGGGUGGACACGUCAUGUGGAUAUAAGUGAUACUAGUAUGUAGAAGUGGACGUGUGAUGAUUUGUGGGUUUUGUAGUUUCUGAUAUGAGUGCUCAGUGCUGUCUUCUUGAGAAAAGCCUCUGCCAAGAGUACCGUCUCGUCAGCCUGUCGAGUACUGUCGAGUUCACACGGUAUACCCCGUGUGCAUUUAGUUACGAACAGCUUUGUAGCCUCUGCCGAGGGCGCAGUCUCAUCAGCCGUGUAGCCUCUACUGAGUGGCCUAUUUAAUUGACGACAGUAGGAUAUGAUUAUUUCGAAACUGCUCUGUAUACCCUCUGCCUGGGUGCGCUAUAUAUUUCGUUUGUAAACGAAUGGGCCUAGUCUUGCGGACCUAUCGACGAUUUAGUCUUAUGGCACGAGCUUAUGACGCACUUUGACUGUUCCGCUAGCAUUUCUGAAAAGUGCGUCCGUUUCUACGGAACUGUAGUUUUUUUUUUCUCUUUUUUUUUUCGCGUCACAAUCAGUGUUUGCACCGUUUGGCUGUAGGCUCCUGAAGUGUGAGGCUGCUAGUGUUAGUGUAUCUCAGGAUAAUGCUGUCGCGGCGUGCAUGUGAUCUCGGUUUGAUACUUCAUGCAUUUGUCUGCCUUUGAUAUAUAUUGCUACAUUGACUGUGUUUUGGACUUACUUAGACCUGCUCAUGUAUUUGUCGACAAUACAUAGGACGUUUCAUUA